Molecule: messenger RNA, 1444 nt
Organism: Lutzomyia longipalpis
Lineage: Eukaryota; Metazoa; Arthropoda; Insecta; Diptera; Psychodidae
Exons: 3
Coding region: 381-1307 (308 amino acids)
Biological process (GO): reciprocal meiotic recombination
Cellular component (GO): site of double-strand break
Source: RefSeq, a predicted model, not a curated record
UAAGUAUUUUUUUUUAAUUUUUAAGAGAUUUUUGGUUGUGUUUUGAAUUUAAUUCAUAAAUCAAGGAUUUAGUGAAAAUCCUAGUUUUCAUUGUCCAUGAAAACUUACGCUUAAUUUUGUCAAUUAAUUUGCAAAUUUAAAUCAAUAAAAAUUAUUUUAAAUUAAGAUAACUAAAAGGCAAAAUUUGGCGGGAGAUUUUAUAAGAGUUUUAUCACGCACAGUGUUAUCAAUUCUUGGUAAUAGAUUGCGCUGAUUUCUCUUUCUUUCAUUUGUUUCCAACACCAAAACCAUGCGGUUUUAGUUAAAAAAAAAUAAAGAAAAGUGGGAUAAAGUGAAAAGUGUGACAUUGUCCGGGAAAUUGAAGAUUCAGGACAACAACGAUGGCCAGCAGUAGCCAGCAGCAACACUAUGAAUUGUCCCCAGUGGAUGGGGAUUACACGCAAAAUUGGAUAAAUCACAUUCUAACUGGUGACACUCGGUACUUUCGUUUUAUGGACUAUGCACCGGAACUCCAGGCAAUCCCUGCCGAAGUGAUAACGUUGAUUGUGAAAUUAUGUUCCCAAUUCAACCUUACGACGGAUAUUGAGUUCUCCUGCUUCGACACAAUGGAUUACUUUAUGUCGUGCAAAUUUGAGGAAAUGCAGAAACGUCUGGAGAUGCUGAAGACACGUGGGCAGGUGAAGGGGGAUUUUGGGUGGAUUUAUGUGAAGAAGGAAUUUGUGGCGACAUUCGAGGUGACAAUUCUCAGUAUAAUAUCCCUCGUGACGAAAUUCUUCGAUGGGAAUCAAUUUAGGAAUUCCCAAAUGGAACGUCUCUGGCGGAGGCUUAAUCAGCAGGAGGAGGUAUACGUGAGCCUCUUAAGCAAAGAGGUGGAAGUGCUGAAGAUACUCAACUACAGGAUUCGAAAAUCUCAAGCUUUGGAAGCAAUUGAGCUCUUCCUGGUGAUCUGUGUUAAGCCCCUUUUGCCAAUGAAGCUGCAAGAUUUGCUUUUUCUCUCAAUAAAAAUACUGCGAAUUGUCUAUUUGAACCGGAACAGUAUCUAUAGCCCAUUGAAGCCACUACUGCUGAAAACACCCACGAAUAAUAAUAUAUUUCACGCCAUUCAAACGGAUAAAGUCCUUAUGGGAGCCGCAGUUAUUCUGGCUUCAAUAAAAUUCCUUCAAAUUCCAUCGGCAAUGGAGGGAAAUGUCCGGAAAUCAAUUGCUAAUGCGAGUAAUCUUGCGGUGAAUGACAUCAAGGUGCUGAGCAAGGAGAUGUAUCGAGUGGCAAAAUUAAUUUUUUCCGGCAAAAAUGUGCCGGAAGCUUAAAUUCUUUUUUUUUUAAUUUAAUUUCCAUGAAAUACUGAAUUGUACAAAAAAAAGAAGAAGAAUUUAUUUAAAUAAAAUUAACGAUUUUCUUCAAUGAAAAAUCUCCCAAUUGAGUGGGAGAUAAGAAAGAAAAUAAA